GGUCAAUCAGUAGAAAACCCGAUAACCUAGUAAAAUGUUUUUAUAACCAAUCAAGGCUGUGGAUUUUUUUUGGACACUCUCGCUUCAGUAGUGUGGUGAAAUUUUCCUAAACACGUGCCCGCCUCCUCGAUUAGUAAUCAUUAAGAGCUAAACAUUUCGGCGGUCUCCACUGAAUGGCUACGUUAGUGCUGUGUUUGUUACUAGUGUUAUAUGCAAAUGGCGCCCUGUGCCAAAUGGACAGUUAUUUUCUUCCAAAAACUAUCAAGCCGAUACGGUAUAACUUAACGGUGGCCCCCGAUACGUAUAAUACGGAAGCGGGAUUAUUUUACGGCAAUGUUAAUAUAGACAUCGAAAUUUUGGAGAAUACCAGAAACGUUACGAUACACGUGAAAUCGCUAACUAUUUACACAGCUCUACUCACGAUUACCGAUAUGAAGCGAAGAAAACGAGUUGGAAUAGUCGGAACCUCUGAAGACACCGAAAGGGAGUUCUACAUAAUUUACUUGAACGAGGAGCUAGAAAAGGGGAAACGGUACAUGUUAACAUUCGGGAAAUACACCGGUACCUUGCACAAUGAUAUGGAGGGGCUGUUUUACGCAAAGUACAUUAAUGCCCAAAACGAAACAAAGUAUAUGGUUGUAACAGAAUUUGAACCGUCAGAUGCUCGUCGCACUUUUCCAUGCUUUGACGAACCCGCACUGAAAGCCACUUUCAUUCUCAACAUCAUCAGAGAAUCAACACUCAUGUCUGCGUCUAAUGAAGAAUUACACUAUACCACAUACUUGGGUCACGGGCUGUAUAGGGACACGUACAAGGAAACCGUGCCGAUGUCCACUUACCUUCUGGCGUUUGUCGUUUCAGAGUUUAGGUACUAUCAAAAACACCCCGGGAUACGAAUGAUAAUGAGACCUGACGCCAUUGCCGAAGGCAGCAUGAUCUACAUGCUAGACGAAUCGGUUAAGUUGCUCAAAGUAAUUGAGGCAUACACGGGAAUACCGUAUGUGUUAAAGAAACUGGACAUGUUAGGCGUUCCGGAAGAAUAUUUCUUAGACGGCGCAAUGGAAAAUUGGGGACUGGUCAUCUACAAUGAAAAAUACCUAGUCUGCACGGAUCGUUCACACACUAUGGACAUACAGAAAUGCGCCACAUUUAGCGCGCACGAAUUCGCUCACCAGUGGUUUGGAAAUCUGGUCAGUCCCAAAUCGUGGCAUUAUAUGUGGCUGAGUGAGGGAUUUGCCGCUUACUUUCAGUAUUUUGUAACUGCUUUGGCUGAACCGACAUGGAGACUCGAUGAGCAGUACGUAGUAGAGGAGUACCAGUCCAGUCUGCGGUCCGAUACCGCUCCACUAACCGAACCGAUCAAUUUCGUCUUUACGUCACCCGAAAUGUUCCCGUCCUCUCAAAUAUACUAUUACAAAGCUUCCGCAGUAAUACGAAUGACGGAACACUUUUUGACGAAUCGAAUUUUCGUGCAAAGUCUGAGAUCUUACUUGAACAAUCACAAAUUUGGGGCAACCGUACCAAGUGAUCUAUUCCGCGAGUAUCAACGGGCUAUUAAUAGGGCACGUAAAAGUCAUCUACUGGGAGGAUAUACAGUCAACCAGAUUUUAAACUCGUGGUAUACCAACGUUGGACAUCCACUAGUUACGGUUACCCGAAAUUAUCAUAGCGGCACCAUAGCGUUUACUCAGCAAACGUUUUAUAAAAAUGGAGAUACCGACGGAAAUCUAUGGUAUAUACCAAUAACUUACUAUCUGCACAAAAGUGGUCCACGUAGCUUUUCCGAUACCACCACCGACAUGUGGCUCGUCAAUGCUACCGGCACGAUCAACAACAGAUUCGAUGACGAUUGGAUUAUAGUAAACAAGCACGUAAUAGGGUACUACAGAGUAAAUUACGACUCAGAAAAUUGGAGAAGGGUAACCAAUUUUCUACGCACGCAGGAUUUAAAAAUAAUACCGCCGACAAACCGUGCCCAAUUGUUGGACGAUGCCAUCUACUUAGCUCAGUGUUCAAAACUCGAUUUUGAAGUCGCCCUGAACGUCACCACGUAUUUGUAUAGAGAAACUGACUAUAUACCAAUUAAAUCUUUUCUGACGAACAUCGAGGAUUUGGAUAGAAAUCUCGCAUCUAAACCGGAAUAUGACCUUUUUAAGACUUACAUCAAGUGGUUACUACGAAAAGCAUAUAAAAAAAUCGGCCUUCAAGAAAGUCCUCACGACGGCCAUGUUGAUCGUUUACUAAGAAGACUUUUAGCGGAGUGGAUGUGUAAAUUUGAAGACGAAUCUUGCCAACAAGUUGGAAUACAGCAUGUGAGAAGGUGGAGAUCUAGUGGUGUAUUGCAUUUAUCGCCCGAUUUGCAACAAUUUAUUUUGUGUGGAGGAAUACAAAUCGCAACGGAAGAUGAGUGGAAUUUUGUGCUUCAGCGGUACUAUCUUACCAAAGAUUCCAACUUGAAAACUCAAUUGAUACGAGGUUUGAGUUGUAUUGACAAAACAUCAAUGAUUAUCAACUUCUUGGACAUUAUUUUUACGUUUAAAAACGCGAUUACUCCUGAAGACAGGUCGAUAGCAGUUGGUAGCAUGAUGCAGUUUAGUGAUAAUGGAAUGGAUACAGCACUCAAGUAUUUCAUUGAGAAACGUUACCCAAAGUCGACGUAUAAGGCGAACUUUAAUGCUGUCAGUAUGGUAAUCGCUCUACCAAGUCGCUACCAGUACCAGAUUGACAUACUGAAACGUCAGCAGGGCUCUAUUAAUCUUCCGGUUUACUUUUACAACGACGAGGCCCUAACCGAUGACGAACUUUUCUUCGGGAUUCAAGUAGCGCAUUGGUUACAAAUUUAUAGCAAAGAUGUCAUUCAGAGUAGCCAUUUACACUAGGAACUUAUUAAUACAGUGUUAUAGGAAGAAAUUUUUGAAAAUUAUAAUUUAAAUUGAACCGCUGUUUCAACCCAACGCUCUUAAUAUAAAUGCGAAUAGA
Messenger RNA from Photinus pyralis (common eastern firefly), 2979 nucleotides. RefSeq names its product aminopeptidase N-like. Gene Ontology annotation, biological process: peptide catabolic process; proteolysis. The transcript is spliced from 13 exons. The record is from RefSeq and is a predicted model, not a curated record. Gene Ontology annotation, molecular function: metalloaminopeptidase activity; zinc ion binding; peptide binding. Gene Ontology annotation, cellular component: cytoplasm. Bases 174 to 2879 code for a protein of 901 amino acids. Lineage: Eukaryota; Metazoa; Arthropoda; Insecta; Coleoptera; Lampyridae.